AUGAGACGGCUCAGGGCGGAUCCUCAGCGCUCGGAGCCGCGGGCGGAGCGGGAAGCGAAAGCGAAAGCGAGCGGCGGAGCGGGAAGCGAAAGCGAAAGCGAGUGGCGGGGCGGGAUUAUGGCGGCCGCGCCGCUGCUGGUGCGGGUCAGCCCCGUGCCCACCGCCGACGACAAGGCGAUCCUCAAGCUCCAGGCAUAUUUCCAGUCGGGAAAGCGGUCGGGGGGCGGCGAGUGCAACGUGCGCGCGGGCCCCAAGCCCGGCACCUACUGGGUGGACUUCUUUAAGGAACAAGAUAGGAAGAGUGUGGAAUCCCGCACAAAUCACACCUUGGAACUCGGUGCAAAAUGCCUGGACAUAGUCAUCCUGUCGGGAGAAGGGGACCCGGGUAAGAGCCGGGUUACAGCACAGGCCUCUGCCAGUUACAGCAAGGUCGCUGCCAGCCCUUCCCUGCCCCAGCAGGAGCGGUGGGACAACGGUGGCUAUGGGGCCACAGCAAAGGAAGACCUUACCAAAAAGAUAUUUCUUACAGUAUCUGCUACUUUGAAUAGCAGUAUGUUCACUGAAGACCAAAGGGAGAAAAUUACCAUUAUGUGUCCAAACUUAAAGAGAGAAGGAAACCCUGGCGUGGAUGGCUCUGAGAAAUUGACAGGAAAUUUUACAGAUAUUGAAAAAGCUUAUCACUACUUUGAAGAUAUCCUUGCAAGCAAAGACCCAAACCAUGAUUUUUCACAAUCUGAAUGUAAGAAUGGUUUGAAAGAUGAAAAUGGCCUGAAUACUGAAGAAAUGGUUGAGUUUUCAGUUGUGACAACUCUCUAUGAAUAUUUUAGUCAUACCCGCAAAGAAGAAAUCAAAGAACUACACAAAAGGUUUGGAGCGCGUAUAAGAAUUAAAGGUCAUGAGGAGGAUAACACAUUAAUAUGCAUAUCUUCUGAUAAAAAUCCUGCAUUGUUACAAGCAGCUAGUGAUUCUUUUAUCAGAUCUUUUCAGAAAGCUACAGAAAAUCUGACAGAGGAUAUAGUUCCCAUGAAAAACAGUUACACAUUAGAAGAGACAAUAAUGAAAUUGAAUGAAAGGUUUAAAAAUCUUCUUGCUAAAGAGGAAGGGAAUCAGUUGCUACUCCGUGGUCCAGGGAGUGAGAUUUUAGCCGCCCAAAAAUUUCUAGCAGAGGAAGGUGAGAACAGCCAAGCUGAAAAGAAUAUGAAAAUAUCAUCUGAAUGGUACAAAUACAGGAAUGGAGUUGAAGUUGAUGCUUCUGUGUUUAAAUUGUUGGAAACCAUACUAAGCAAAGAAAUUGAAAACAUAAAUGGCAAAUUUGAUACACUGGUAGAAAUAAAAGAGAAUCCAUAUGGCCAGAAGGUCAUAAUAUUUAGGCCUAAAUCCAAAACUUUUGAUAUGUCAUCACAUGCUACUGAAAGUUUCAUCAGUGAAUUUCAGAGUGCCUGUGCAAUGUUAAGAGAAAAAAUCAUCAGCAUGAAGCUUUCAGAAGAUCAGAAGAAAACUUUAAACAUGCUACUUAAUGCUAAGAAAUUUGAAGAUCUUAAUGUAAAACUUAAGAAGACUGAAGAUAAGUUAAUCAUAAGGGGUUUACCAGACCAUCUUUAUGCUGCUGAAGAGUACAUUAAGUCCCUUCUUAACACUGAAGGGACACAAACUGGAACUAGAGCACCACUGUCCUCUGACCUCAGCUCUCAAGAGGCUACAGGAGCAUCUAAGAAGUCCAGUGUUAGGCAAAAGAAUAACAUUUCUUCUGAAGGACAGACUCGGGCAAAGACAGAAGAAAAAGAUGAUGACGAAUGUCCAAUUUGCAGGGACACAAUUGAAAAUAAAGAAAUACUAGAAAGGUGCAAACAUGCAUUUUGCAAAAUUUGCAUUGACAGAGCCAUGACUUACAAACAAGCUUGUCCAGUUUGUAAUACCGUCUGUGGAGUCCUGAGAGGAAACCAGCCAGAGGGAACAAUGUCAGCUACAACAAUCAAUUUUUCUCUUCCUGGUUAUCCCAAUUGUGACACUAUUGUAAUUGAGUAUGAUAUGAAUGGUGGUAUUCAAAAUAGCAGCCAUCCAAACCCAGGGCAGCGUUAUGGGCCAGCUUACCGAAGAGCGUAUUUACCUGACAAUGAGGAAGGGCGAGAAAUUCUGCAGCUCCUCAAAAGGGCCUUUAACCAAAAAUUGAUUUUCACAGUGGGGCAGUCACAUACUACUGGUGAACAAAAUGUUAUCACAUGGAAUGAUAUUCACCACAAAACUGCCGUGGUGGGAGGACCUACCCAGUUUGGUUAUCCGGAUUCUUCUUAUCUGCAGCGCGUUCGAUCAGAAUUGAAAGCGAAAGGAAUUGAAUGAGGAAGUCUAUCAACUCUCAACUCUCAAGUGUAAUGACUAAACAUACAGCAGUUAAUGUACUGUUCAAGCUCUGAGGGAAGUUACUUUGUUUGACUACCGUACUUAAAUCACUUGUAUUUCACAGUUAGGUAAGAAAAGUAAUAUUUUCUCAUCAAACAAUGUAUGUUCUUUUCACAGAUCAUUUACUUCCCUCUAUAUGUAGCCUUUACAGAAUUUACAGUUCUUGUGAGUUUGCACUUUGUAUAUCUUGCUUUACUAGCAAAUCUGAUAUGCAUUUUUCCCCACAACUUUUUCAAAUUUGCAAAACCUUUUGAUCCACUACUGGCUUUUAUUAGAUGAAACACUUCUCUUAGCUUUGCAUUAUGAUGUCUGUCAGCACGGCUGGCAUCAUGUAACCCAUCUAAUUGAAGAUUUGUAUGCAGCUAUGACAGUGUUAGCUGUGAUAAGGCUAUGGACUUUUGCUUCUUUUCAUGGUAGAAAUGGCCUUAGUGAUUUGGGUUUUGCAUGUGAAAUUAGCCAUGGAUCAUGUACAAGUGGGUACAUGGAUGCUUAGCUCUGCAGAAGUGCUGAAUGCUGAGAGCUGUGUUGGAGUAAAUGGGAAGUAAGAGUGUCAUAUCUAAUAGUGGGCUCCUGGUUCCUGCCAUUGUGCUUAAACUUAAAUACAACUUCUAAAUCAGUUUUUCAACUAUAAAACUGUAUUCUCUCAAUUGCAUCCAGUAAAGGUUUAAAUUGUAUCAUAAAGAUACUCUGCAAUGCCUAAAUAACCUGCUAAUUACCUGUGUGGUGGUAUGUCACACAGACUUAAUUUUUAGUAAGUUGAACCAUUUCUCUAAGGCUGUUGAGCACAACUAAUAAAAAAAAAUUAAA
Messenger RNA from Vidua macroura (Pin-tailed whydah), 3204 nucleotides. RefSeq names its product deltex E3 ubiquitin ligase 3L (gene DTX3L). Bases 1 to 2337 code for a protein of 778 amino acids. The transcript is spliced from 5 exons. NCBI's taxonomy places the organism in Eukaryota, Metazoa, Chordata, Aves, Passeriformes, Viduidae. Gene Ontology annotation, biological process: Notch signaling pathway; protein ubiquitination. The record is from RefSeq and is a predicted model, not a curated record.